CCAUUCUUCCCCACAUUCAAACAGUUAAUAAACUCAUCAUGAAGUCCUUUAAGUUCAUGUUGUUCCUUGAGUUGGCAAUGCUCGUGGCUUUGAUGAUCACAAUUCCUGCUCUCAUUGAUGCCGCAACAACACUAUCAGCAGCAGAAGAAGAAGAAGAACAGUCGAAUGAGCAAAGGUUGACAACUUCAUUACGUGGUUCCUCCAGUCGCUUGCUCUCCUUCCAUUGGAAGCCUCCUCGGCAUCAGAGGAGGACUUGUAACAAAUACCCUAGAGUUUGUCACGCCAAGGGAAGCCCGGGGCCAUACUGCUGCAAGAAGAAAUGUGUUAACGUGCUGACAGAGGAGCUCAAUUGCGGCAAGUGUGGGAAGAAGUGUAAGUUCUCGGAGACUUGCUGCAAAGGUCACUGUGUGAAUACCAUGUUCAACAAGAAGCACUGUGGAGGCUGCAACAAGAAGUGCAAAAAAGGGAAUUCAUGCAUGUAUGGGAUGUGCAACUAUUCAUAGAAUUUAUGUUAUAUAUUUCUAGAUCGAGCUCAAAGCUACCUAUCAUAUCCAUGGUGAUUGAUUUACUGCAGCAAAACUGGAUUAAUUAAUUUGUUCAUGUUGAUAAUUACUAGUGUGUGUGUGUGCCCAAUAAUAAAGGCAAGUCAUCAAUAUAUUUGAUGAAAUUUGCUAAUAUUUGUAUAAUAAAGUAUUAAUUUGCAACCUUU
This is a messenger RNA of Pistacia vera, 709 nucleotides long. Its product is annotated as stigma-specific STIG1-like protein 1. Lineage: Eukaryota; Viridiplantae; Streptophyta; Magnoliopsida; Sapindales; Anacardiaceae. The record is from RefSeq and is a predicted model, not a curated record. Bases 39 to 503 code for a protein of 154 amino acids. The transcript has a single exon.